Mercenaria mercenaria is the source of this 1694-nucleotide messenger RNA. RefSeq names its product ATP-dependent RNA helicase A-like. The coding region runs from base 47 to 667 and encodes 206 amino acids. Lineage: Eukaryota; Metazoa; Mollusca; Bivalvia; Venerida; Veneridae. The record is from RefSeq and is a predicted model, not a curated record. The transcript has a single exon.
CCUGCUUUGGAUGUUUUGACACAUUUUGAUUUAUUUCCAGGUCAAAAUGAAGACACCGAUCAUUGUUCUCGCUUUCCUUGCCAUGAUAUUGCUGAGUGUUGUCAGCAAUGCACAUCCAAUGUUUGGCAGAGGGAUGACUUCGUAUUACGGCGGAGGAGGAGGCGGAUCUCCGUAUUCAUAUGGUGGUGGUAGAUUCGGAGGCAGGUUUGGUGGAGGCGGAGGCGGUUAUAGCAGCGGUUACCAUCCGUAUUCAUAUGGUGGUGGUGGUGGUGGUGGAUUCGGAGGCAGGUUUGGUGGAUUCGCAGGCGGUUAUAGCAGCGGAUACGGCCAUCCGUAUUCAUAUGGUGGAGGUGGUGGAUUCGGAGGCAUGUCUGGUGGAUUCGGAGGCAUGUCUGGUGGAUUUGGAGGCAGUUAUAGCAGCGGUUACCAUCCGUAUUCAUAUGGUGGUGGUGGUGGAUUCGGAGGCAUGUUUGGUGGAGGCGGUUAUAGCAGCGGAUACGGUCAUCCGUAUUCAUAUGGUGGAGGUGGUGGAUUCGGAGGCAUGUCUGGUGGAGGCGGUUAUAGCAGCGGAUACGGCCAUCCGUAUUCAUAUGGUGGAUUCAGGGGCGGAUACGGAAGCUCAUAUGGUGGAUUUGGAGGUUCACACGGCGGAGGAUACGAUUAUUAAUACUCAGCCGUAUCUGAUACUAUGAAAUCUUUAAUUUCUGUUGGGGACUAAUGAUCGUCAAUUUCGUCAUUGUCUCGGUCCACUCCAUCAAAUGCUGACAAAUAUUCAAAUGUUUCAUUAAUUUCAUCUUCGUAAUAUAAAAUCCACGAAUUCACGUCCUAACGAAAUGAUAGUUUUUGCUGAAACCGCGAAGUUUUAUACCCAUAUACCAAUGUAAUGAAAUGAUUUCACAGUAUCUUUUAGACGAUUUCGGACAGUCGUGGCUGAAGCAAUACAAUGAGAAAUUGAAUUUAGCCUGAUGACUUUUUAACCCUUACCCUGCUUAAUUUCUAAAAUGGACUUGUCCAUCAUUCAAUAUGGGCAGUACCACUUAUUAUUCAACGGGAUGUUAACUGAAUAUUUACUGACUGAAUAGCGAACAGUGCAGACCAUGAUCAGCCUGCACGGAUGGAUGUGCAGGCUGAUCUUGGUCUGUACUGGUCACAAGGGCAGAAUCACUUGCCGCCAGCAGGCUAGAGCGAUUUGUUCACUGCUUUUAGGGAAGAACACUGAAGUCUUACUAAACUUUGUUUAAAAUUUAGUUAAAAAAAGCGGCCUUUGAAUUAUUGCAUAUCUAGACUUAAUGGGUAAAACAAUAUCGUAGAUAGGUUUUAACAUAUGUGUAUAUAUAUAAUGCCAAAUUUCAUUUCUUUUGUCAUCUAUCAAUGUCAGUUAUACAUUUUAUAAUAAAACCUGUGUAAAUAAAGAUAUUACAAUUUUUCCCUGGAACUUUGAAACAGUAGCUUCAAGAUAAUUAUUUAUUUAUCAAUUUAUGAUUGUUUUGAUAAAAUGAUGCCUAAGUUCAGCAAUUGUGUACUUUUACUUUUUAACUGCUAGAUCAGUUGCUAUGAAGAUUAUAUCAUUUUAUAAUACAAUGUACAAAAACUUAUAUUUCGUGUGUUUCGUCACAAAUUCUUUCGGGCAUUUAAAAAACUUUUGAUGUGUUAUUGUAUUGAUUCCGCCAAAAUAAAAUUCUCAAAAAAUAUCA